GCGCCUUUGUUGUUUUCAGUAAACGUACCGGUAUAUCUGCCUCAGGGUAUGUCAUCUGGUCUGACGACGAAAGAAGCCCUUUGUCGGCUAACUCAAACAUUGUCAAAUAUCAGGAUUCCAAAUAACGGCUUAGAGUGGACACGGGCUGCAUUUUUCGAUUUACCGUCACACGAAGUUUUACUUUGUUCUAUCCAUGCUUUAUCGGCGGUGAUGAUUUUUAUCGCCGCUAUGUUGCAGUGGAACGUUUCCUGCUCCCUAGGCGAUGUUGUCCUGAUGCUCACACUGUUGAUUGUACCUUUUUUCACACUGUGGCUCAUCCAUCGUCGACUUCGAGCACCAGGAAGCUAUGCAGCUUUCGCGUUAAAAAAGCUUUUAUCUGAUUUAGAUAUGGUCACUUCCAAAAAUAACGCUUUUUCGCCUCUUGUCUACCCUCGGUUUGACAUACUACCGCAUUUGAGUUCUGUUAUACAGUCAACUUUUCGAGAUGGCCGGUUGGUGUCUGUCCCAAUCAUUUUGUUGGUUCCUGGGGAUGUUGUUCUGAUCAAACCGGGACAAUCAAUUCCUGAAUUUUGCUCACCAGAUGGUGCUGUGCAGAAGGAAUCGAAUGGCGCUUCCCAUCUGGCAGGGGACCCUAGGGACGUCUGUAGAAAACCCAUGGUCCACACAUUGCACAAACCAAUCAGAGCUUUGGUGUCCGAGGCUCCAUUCGUGCAUCUUCUUCGGCGGUUUGAAGAAGCUCGCCGCCCCAAGAAAUCCGACUGGAGCUCACCUCUUGGAACUUUCAUAAGAGUUUUUCUCAUGUUCACAUUCAUCGUUAAGUGGAUAAUUUUGCUCCUGUUCUGCGUGACCCUCGUUGUCCGUAUAUGGAUAACCAAUUCGACCACUUUGUUAGCCUCUAGACCCAUUCUGUUCUCGUUUACGCUCAGUACGCUUGGCCGAUUUUUGUACUGCUCUUCAGGGCUGGGCCUGUCAGUUCUUUGGCUUUAUAGUGUCUCACUGGUUUGUGUUCGGGCUGAGAGAAUAAUCUUUCACCACAAGAAACGCUUGAGGACUGAGUGGGAUUUAACUCCCUCCUCGUCUGUCCCAUCAUCGCGUGUAUCUGUUAUCAGCCUGGCUUCUGAUGCUUGUGGAUCUCUACCCGGCACGCAAUCAGACAAACAUGAUCUACGAUCCCAUUUGCGUACAAUCUGGUCUAAGUUUUGUUUAGCACCAGAUCCUGCUCAAGAACAGCAGCUAUUGAUGCUCGGUGCCAUUAGUUCGGUGUGUUGCGUCAACCAGGAGGGCAUUCUCAGCCGUCCAAUUCCGUCACCGGAGAAAAUAUUUUUCUUCCAUCGACGGCGUCGCCGUCGUAACAAUCAUGCUCGUCUUAUCCACCAUCAAAUACAACGGGACCAAUCAGUCCAUUCACCCAACGGGACAACACAUCUCUCGUAUGUGAUGACUGAUGGAGGUUUCAAAAGUCCGCUAUCCACUUUUGCGCAGGGGGAAUCACGGAGACAUAGAUUGGGGAAGCCCCCGUGCGAAAUGCAUAGUCUGACGAACCAGUUUUCCAGUGCCUGCGUAUCCCACCAUGUUCCCCUCGAAAGUAGCACAGCUGUCUAUUCUGAACGACAUAGCGACCGCGUUGGAAGCUUUUGCAGUGAACUAGAAGAUCGUGGAAUCAUGCAUGGUAGUGAAAAUCCCUACAUAAUACCAAUGGUUUUAGACUUGCGCACUGAUGACCGUUGGCCAUACUUACCUCACUUCGAAAAACCUCGCUGGGUUCGUUUUCUGCCGUCCCUCAAACCGAUCGGGUUGUCCUUGCUGUUGAGUAAUUGUCACUCCAGUGUGGCCAGUGAACGAGCUCUUGUCACAGAUCAUCUGAUUGCCAGUAAUGCAGUAGCUCGAAGUGCGGACCGCUUUCUACCUUUCACACCUUUGCCGUUCUGUCUGUGUGGUUUGGCCCAGCAAAUCGGGUUUCAAGCCAGUGCUUCUACAGCAUUUGUCUCCUGUGGAUGUAUCGGCGCCUACAAUUUCGGUUCGCCGACUUGCCCCUUACCAACGAAAUCACUGCGCGAAAAUUCUCCGUUUCCAGAACAUAUCAGUGCUACUGGCCUUUCGCAUGAGGAGUAUUUGCCAUCGACCCCAAACUCCUCGUUGUCUAGUUGCUUUGCCGCUGUAUUUCGGGAUUCGAAUCCAUCUGGCAACUACCAACUGCUGUCUCAAGGAACCGGGGACAUGCUGUCAUCUCUCUGUUCUGACCUAUGGGAUGGUCGCGAUGUGGUCCCGAUGCAUUAUGCGGAGAAAAGCUCACUACUAGACUUCUACAAUCGAACUGCUUCUGCUGCUUUCUGUAUUGGGUUUGCUUACGCCCCAUUGUUAGAACGACCGACAAUCGUUCCUUCCCAAUCACUUGUGUCCGAUUUUGCAGAUACCUCGGCGGUUGUUCUCCUUCAGCUUCCCAGGUCCAAUCGCCUCCCGGCAUUGACGUUUCUCCUAAGCCAUAUUCCUACUCCUGUCCAUCACUAUCCUCGACCCUAUAGCGCCCAACUUCCACGACCAACCGUUGAUUAUGUUCGGGCUCGAAAUACCGCUGAUGCAUCAAAAGAACGUCGAGACAAACACCGAAGCUGGCAUGCAGGGCCUCAGUUCGCUCCCCGUGACCAUGAGCGAUAUGAUAGCUGUGCUAUACCUGAAGACUUCGUCGGCGCUUUUGAACUCUUGCAUAAGGACGAAGAAAAGACGCUUGUUGAGUUGGUUUCGUCUGGUGGCAGUGUGCCGGCUCAUAGUACUCGUAGUACAUGUUCAAGUACACAUAGUACACGAUCUUACGGUGAUACAAGCGUGGAUCCCAGGCAACUGUCAUCAGCAGUUCGAUCACAGAUCGAUGACUUUUCCACUCCGAAAAAGCCAUUCUAUGUCAAGAAUGAGCAGGAAAGUCCGUCUGAUCACGCAACGCCUACCGAGUUACAAACAGUGAUUGAAAACCAAAUAUUUCUUGGUCUCAUUAGUAUGCAGUAUCAAGUGAAUGCCAGUGUGUUGGAGACUAUUCGCCGGCUCAGUCAAGCGUGCAUCCGAUUCGUUCAUUUUUCUCGGGAAAAUGAACUUCGAAGUCGUGUGUUUGCAGAACGUCUUGGUCUGGAGUGCGAAUGGAAUUGUCACAUAUCGUUGGCCAGUCCGGGUCACGCAAACCCGUCCAACUCUGCUGCUGGACACAAUUCACGUGUGCGGAACGAGUGUCUUUUUUCAGUCUCGCAACUGAAAGAACUCUUCACUCAUGGAAGCAGUACUUCUUUCCAUCGCACCCACGGUCUCGUAAAAAAGAUCGCACUUGAACGUUCUGGUUCCGUUCCCCAUGCUCUUCCAUCCACGAUCAACAAGUUCAGAACCCUCGUACGUUCUCCGUCUGUUAUGACAGUGGUACCACACGUUAGAACAGUUGGUACUAAACGGGCAUUUGAUGGUUACCUCUCAUUUGGCUCUUCUCCGCUUGAUAUCAAUCUUUUACACAUGCGGUCUGAUGGGUCCAAUAUGAACCAAAACAACACCAACAACAACAGACGCAACACAGUUUCUCUGCAUUCCGACGGAAGCAGCACCAGUAGCGAUACAAUCAGUAGUACCAGUGUUGAAGACGAAACUCACAAUCCGGAACGAAACGAUACACUGAGAUUGUCAGACUACUUGACUCAGAACAAGUCUCGGCUUCCUUGCGGUAUCGAGAACAUCCGCCCACACCUGAUGCAUGUAGACAAUGUACCGUUGCAGGUCUCCCUCUUUACUGACUGCACCCCAGACACUACUUAUCAAAUGAUAACCAUACUGCAAGAGUACGGCGAGAUUGUUUGCACUGUUGGGAGCUGCUUAUCCAUCGAUAAUAUCCAGCCUUUGGCUCGCGGAGACGUUGCAAUUCUCAUGCUCCCCAUACUACCGCAGCCUUGUACUAUCUUUAAAGGCAACCCGUCAGACGAGCCGCCGCCUGUCUCAUCGCCGCUUUGCUUGGAACCAUCAUUCCGACGUCGACCGCGGAAAUGGUACAAACGAUUUUCUCACCGAUCUCAUCCCGUUGACCCUGAAACAAUUGCCUUGGAAACCCAAGAAUCGCAAUUACGCGAAUGCAUCACGCCGAUCGACUCCGUAGAACUGAGUUCCCGCAUCGUGAGCUUGCUCUUCCCCUGGGUUCUAGACAUGCAAACACAUGGUUUUCGAAUCUAUCCUUUGGUUCACGAGGUUCGCGCGAGUGUCAAUAACCUGUAUCUCUUGCUCACAUUCUCCGUGUUAGCUCCAUUGUCAGCUGCAUUGCUUCAGUGGCUCUUGCUUCUAGUCGGACUUCCAUCUCUGCCUCUCAUCACCCCGUCAUCCUUCGUCGCACAUUCCAGCUACUCUGCAUCUACUCCCGAUCGGAUCACAGUGUUAUGGCUUCCCUCUCAGCGAAUUCGAAUGCAUCUCCUUCCGAUUUCAGACAGGGAAUUACAACACCACUCAUUGGUGAACGUAGAAAAAGCUGUUCGCCUCAAUCACGAGUUGGCUCAAUCUGGAUACACCGCGGGGCAGUUGCUUUGGCUUAUUUUGUUCGUCGUACCAGCACUCAGCUUGUCCUUACUUGAUCGCCAAAUUGAACGAACUCGUCCACUUCGAGAACCACCAACUAAGCGCGGCAAACCAGUCAAUCUAAAGAAGUGCAUUCGGACUGUGGUAAUCACUGCUCUGCGCUUCCUUCCAUCCGUUCUGAAGUGCAUUCGGACUGUGGUAAUCACUGCUCUGCGCUUCCUUCCAUCCGUUCUGGUUUGUGCUGUUUGUGAGCUGAAUUAUUUCUUGUUCGCUCCGAGUUUCGACUCGUGUAACCGAAUAACAGUAAGCUCAGACAAUUGGACUCAACCAAGCGAAACAGAUGUUCCACUUUCAAACUUGUCCCUUGCCAGUGUUCCACAAUGUGUUAUUCAGCUCUCUGUGCUCACUGCCUUGGUGAAAGACGUAGUCUUCUUCCAGCUUAUCCUCUGUUUGGUUGCAACAUCUUUCGUCUUCGCCAAUUACGGUCAGCAUAUUUUUAAAUUCCGUUGGUCCUCUAAUCCGUCUUGGUGUGUGAGCGCCUUCUUAAUCCUCUUGCUGCAUUCGAUCUACCUAACCCUUCGCAUUUGCUUUUGGGCUGAUCUGUCAUCUAUUCGUCCGCGAGACUAUUUAUCCCUCGGCGUGUUCUUUGCUGGGCUCAGUUGGUGUCCGCUUCUAAUGGUGUUGAACGAACUAGUUGCCUGGAAAGAACGGCGGUUACUCAUGGCAGAGCAUCGCCUGGCUCGUUUGUACUUCGGAACUAAACUGGGCAUGUACUCGCCUGUUUGAGAAUCCAGAUUUUCAUUCUAAUAUAAAGGCUGUUUUGUUCACCUUCACAUGUUAUCAAACUCCAAACUCUAAUCUGUGCCAAAUUAUUCUGUCCAAUAGCUAUACAUUUGUGGUUCAUCC
Molecule: messenger RNA, 5436 nt
Organism: Opisthorchis viverrini
Lineage: Eukaryota; Metazoa; Platyhelminthes; Trematoda; Opisthorchiida; Opisthorchiidae
Exons: 22
Coding region: 49-5316 (1755 amino acids)
Source: RefSeq, a predicted model, not a curated record